Molecule: messenger RNA, 4673 nt
Organism: Loxodonta africana (African savanna elephant)
Lineage: Eukaryota; Metazoa; Chordata; Mammalia; Proboscidea; Elephantidae
Gene: OSGEPL1
Product: O-sialoglycoprotein endopeptidase like 1
Exons: 9
Coding region: 854-2098 (414 amino acids)
Biological process (GO): tRNA threonylcarbamoyladenosine modification
Cellular component (GO): mitochondrion
Source: RefSeq, a predicted model, not a curated record
UACUCUGUCCUGUGGGGCUACUAUGAGUCAGAAUCUACUCAACGGCAACGAGUUUGUUCUUUACGCUGAAGAUUGCACAUGUACUUAGUAAGCAAGGACCAUAUACUGCAUUACAAAUUAUAUGUGUGUGUGUGUGUAUAUAUACGUGUGUAUAUAGAGAGAGAGGUUAAGUGAAUUUUUGCCUCUCCGCCCCCCUUUUUUUUCCAUUACAAAAAGAAGCCAGCCCCAGACUUUAUUCCCAGUGAAGAAGAGGGAGUAACGGUUUAGAGUCUCCCACAUGAAGCACUUCCGUUCUUUUGAAACCCGGUAUAAGCUCUUGGAGGAGUCCCGCGUUUCCAUCCAAUUUCUUCGAAAAAUAUUAGGCAUCUCAGGCCACAAUUUUUAGAUUUGGUUACAAUCCCCCUAAAAUGGUAAAAACAAAUAAUUUACCCUAUCCUUUCCUCACAGUGGCACCCAAAGUCCAGCCAAAGGGGAGAAAAUUUAGUGGAGUGUUUUGAACUUAAUGUAGUCAGAUAAAUCUGUGUUCGGCCUCUGCUGACCACUCACUAGCUGUAGAAGUCUCGUUAACUAAGAAUCUGGGAGAAACGCACCAGCGCAUGCACGGAGUCUGUGACAAUGGAAGCCUCCUCUUUUUAUUUACCCUGAGUUAGAGUGCCACCCCCCUCCCCCGCAGGGCAAAAGCAGCCUGUCCCGGCAUCCGGGACCCUGGCACCGCGUCGAUGACAUCACUUCCGGAGCGCCAGGUUCGGGCCUUCCUGGGCACUAGAAAAGUCAGUGAGCAGUGUUCGCUCGGGAGGGAAGGUGAAAACUCGCUUCUGUCGCUUACUAAGAAGGAAUUAUCUGUAAAGUAAAUAUGCUGAUAUUGAAUAAGACAGUGAGAGUUUUUUCUAAACCAUCAAAAAGGAAAAUUUAUGAAUUUUUAGGAAGUUUUACUUUCCAUCCUGGAAAACCAUUUCUUCAUAAACUAGUACUGGGAAUUGAAACUAGUUGUGAUGAUACAGCAGCUGCAGUGGUGGAUGAAACUGGAAAUGUGUUGGGAGAAGCAAUACAUUCCCAAACUGAAGUUCAUUUAAAAACAGGUGGGAUUAUUCCUCCAGUAGCACAACGGCUUCACAGAGAAAAUAUUCAACAAAUAGUGCAGGAAGCUCUUUGUGCCAGCAGAGUCUCUCCGAGUGAACUCUCAGCAAUUGCAACUACCAUAAAACCAGGACUUGCUUUAAGCUUGGGAGUAGGUUUAUCAUAUAGCUUACAGCUGGUAGACCAAUUAAAAAAGCCCUUCAUUCCCAUCCAUCAUAUGGAGGCCCAUGCACUUACUAUUAGGUUAACCAAUAAUGUAGAAUUUCCUUUUUUAGUCCUUUUGAUCUCUGGAGGUCACUGUCUCUUGGCAUUAGUUCAAGGAGUUUCAGAUUUUUUGCUCCUUGGAAAGUCUUUGGACAUUGCACCAGGUGACAUGUUUGACAAGGUAGCAAGAAGACUUUGUUUAAGAAAACAUCCAGAGUGCUCCACCAUGAGUGGUGGGAAGGCUAUAGAACAUUUGGCUAAACAAGGAAAUAAAUUGCACUUUGAUCUCAAACCUCCCAUGCAACAUGCUAGAAAUUGUGAUUUUUCUUUUUCUGGACUUCAAAAUGUUGCUGACAAAAUAAUAAAGCAGAAGGAAAAAGAGGAAGGCACUGAGACGGGACAAAUCCUGUCUUCAGCUGCAGACAUUGCUGCUGCAGUACAGCACACAACGGCGUGCCACAUUGCGAGAAGAACACAUCGUGCUGUCCUGUUUUGCCAGCAGAGAGGCUUGUUACCUCAGACUAAUGCAGUACUGGUUGCGUCUGGAGGCGUUGCAAGUAACCUAUAUAUCCGAAAAGCUCUGGAAAUUGUAACCAGUGUAACUCAGUGCACUUUGUUAUGCCCUCCUCCGAGACUGUGCACUGACAAUGGUGUCAUGAUUGCAUGGAACGGCAUUGAAAGAUUACGUGCUGGCUUGGGAGUUUUACACAAUACAGAAGGCAUCCGCUAUGAACCAAAAUGUCCUCUUGGAGUAGACAUAUCAAAAGAAGUUGGAGAAGCUGCCAUAAAAGUACCACGAUUAAAAAUGAAGAUUUGAUAUUUGCUUUACCAAAAAAUCUCUAAAGAGAUUUAAGUUCAGGAUGAAAGUACAACACUGAGGCAAAAUACUCUGAUAAAAUGCCUGGGAAAUUUCAUCAAAUUCCAGCCACUUGGUAUGACUCGGCCCUGUUUCCACCCUGGAAGUCUGGCUUAGCUUUGGAUCAAUUCCAGAGAAACUUUCUGAUACCAAGGUCACGGUAGCACUUCUAGUUCGUUCAGAAUUCUCAAAUGUGCCACAGUCCACUGAAAAAAUGGAUUCCUGCAUCAAAGUUAGAGGCAGCUAGUCUCCCAAAAACUUUUAUGAAAUGUGAAUGAUCAUGGCCAGAUAGGAUCCCCCUGAUCUAGUUGUAUUCUUGUCUGUACCCAUAAUUCUGAUACUGAGUUGGAAUAAAAACAGGUUUUGGUAGGGACAUUUAGAAUGAAGUUUAUCCUCUGGUAUGCAGGGCAUAUAUUCAUAUCAAGGAUAGUUCCCCUGUUUGAUCUUACUUAAAAAAUGUAAAAGCUCCUCUGACAGUCACUAGUUUCACUACAACAUCAAAUAUAGGCACAAUACCUUAAGGAAGGAAGUCCCACUUUCUGUUGCAUCUCAAAUUCCUUUAAAAAUGCAGGGUUAAUACUUGCAUCUCUGCUGAUGUUAUUUCUUAUACGAAUGAACUGAUUAGGCUUGUUCCUGCAUUCCUUUAAUAGGAUUCGGAAAGCAUUUGCGUUGUAAGUUAAGUAGCCAAGAGCACAGGAGCAAGCUGAACGAACCUAAAGGAAGAAGAAACAGUUCUUUCUUAACCAUUGGGCUUUGUUCUUAAAAUGUCCAACCCAACACUCUCAAUAGAUACUUCAUUGGAAAGUCUCUAUAGAUAAGUAGAUACGACAGUUAUGUAUACCAGCCAAUGCCAGUCUACUAUAGAUGAAAGCAUAAGAGCCAUUAUAUAGAAUUAUAUAGAGAGGACUGUUAAGUGCCAUUGAUUUUUAGUAGUUUUCAACCUUGUCUGCAUUUUAAAAUCAACUGGAGAGUUUAAUUAAAAAAAAAAAAAAAGGUGCCCAGACUCCACCCAACUAAAUCAGAAUCUCUCAAAGUAGAACCUGGGCAUCUGUUUUUUUUUUUUAAAGUGCCACAGAUGAUUCUAAUAUGCAGCCAGAGUAAGAACCAUUGAGUUACGUGAAACUAGGACUUCAAACCAGCUCAUUCUGGUUUGAACCCCUGCUGAGAAUUUGCACUUUGUAACAAGUUCCAGGAAGUUGUACCUUAGAAUCACCUGGGGAUCUUGUUAAACUGUAGAUUCUAAUUCAACGUAUCUGGGUCAAAAUGUAAAUUCUCAGCAGGGGGUUGAACCUGAACAGACUGGCUCAAAGCCCUGUAUGAAACUAAGGCAGUGUAUCUCAAUCAUGGUGGUACAUUAGAAUCAUCUAAAUAGCUUUGAAAAUUACAUAUGCCUGGGCCCCAUCCCUAGAAAUUCUGACUUAAUUAUUCUAUGGUACGUCCUGGGCGUGGGAAUUUUUCAAAACUGCCCGGGCAAUGGUAAUAGGAAACCAUGGUUGCAAACUAUUGGACUAAGGGAACAGACUAUAGAAUAAAACUGAUUGAAAAUGAGGAGAGCAACUCACAUUUCCACUGGCAAAAACAAAGCUCAAGUAUCAGGCCACAGGAUUCAAGAAAGAGUGCUUUUAAUCUUUGAAGGCAGUACCCUAUGCGUGGGGCCCUGAAGUAGUUAAGUUGUUCAUAGGAAGUUCUUAGGUAACUUGAUAGUUGGUGGCAUAAAACAGUCCAUAGAAUGCACAUAAAUCAGGUCUAUGGCAGGGUGCCAGAGAGUUGACAUAUUGGUCUUUACACUGGCAUCUAGCUGUUGUAUAUGGUUCUAAGUGUGUGGUCCCUGGACCAGCAGCUUCAGCAUCACCUGGGAACUUGUUAGAAAUGCAAAGUCUAGGGCCCACCUCAGGUGUCCUGGAUCAAAAAUUCUGGGAAUGAUGCCCAGCUAUCUGUAUCUUAACAGGCCCUCCAAGUGAUUCUGAUGUCCCCAAAAGUUUCAGAAACACUGUCUUAGAUUUUGGGGAAAACUCAGAGGCAAACCACUGUUAUGUCAGCAUAGCCUCCUUCUCACGCGCUCACCUGUAUCCCUGCAUGACAGAUUAAGAAAAACUGUGCUAUGAAUUCUACUUUGAUUCAGACCAAAAUUUGUAUAACCCAUGUACUUAUUUGUAAAUUGAAUUUAAUUUCAGCAUUAUAAAUGACUGUAUUUGGUAGAGUUUUUUCUUUUUUAAUUUGGAGACUAUUUGAAUAGGCAUUUCAUUUUGAAAACUUUAAUUAUUGUUGUAUUACACUGCUUUUUUAAUUAAAUCCUAAUUUUAACUCGAAGAUAAAACAAGUACUUUUUGUGGGAGCCAGAAUUAUGAAUGGCAGACAUAACUAAUAAAAAAAAAAAAAAAUAGUACUAGAAAAAUCAUGUAAUUUUAAGUCAGUGUAACAUGAACUAUAUAAUACAACAAACCGGUGAAGAAAUUAGCCCACAGAAGUGAGGGGCAAAUUAUAUUUUUAGCAUAUUCAAUUUUAGAAUGAGCUUUCUUUGUUUUUACCUCUUCUU